AUCCAAUAACCGUUACAGCUCAUCUACACUGCGAUCCGAGCUCUCCCGUGAUUGACGCAGCUGCAUCUGCUCGCUACUAUUAACGUACCGCCAGCGGUCGCGAGAGUCCAGAACUCUGCGCGUGGACGGUCUGAGAGGUGGGCCCAGACAGCUGCCUGGACUAAUGGGAGCAUUCUAGUUUUGUCAGUGUACGUGGGGUGUGUAAUGGUCCGAGGUGCGAACACCUUUGGGACUGAGCAUCUUUUGUGUCAUACGUAAGCGUGACUGAGUCUGUAGCGUCUACACGGGGAUCCUCCCCGUUCAGGAUGCGCUCGUUGACGAUGCGACGGGGCUAUUAAGAUGCACGUCGUUUUUGAAACACAGGCAGUUGAGUAAACAAAUCAAUAGAAGCCGUGAUCAACAAGCGCAUUUCUGCAGUAAUGUAAAGAUGGCUAGACUGCUUCAUAACUUGCUGUUGUUGACAGUCGGGCUGACGCUGAAGAUCAGAGUUAUGGGAUACUGGUCUCUCAUCUAUGGAUACUGCGCGCUGUGCACCUGCGUAGCGCUGCUUAAACUUGGCUGGAAUAUCAUCCUACGACCGUCAACAACCUUUCAGUGGACGGUUCGUGAGACACCCCCUGCGUGCCUGAAUGACACGUCCUUGGGAACCCACUGUUAUGUUAGAAUUAAGGAGUCUGGACUCAGAUUUCACUAUGUUGCUGCUGGAGAACGAGGAAAGCCACUUAUGCUGUUUCUGCAUGGAUUCCCAGAGUUUUGGUUCUCCUGGCGUCACCAGCUGAGGGAAUUUAAGAGCGAGUUCCGAGUUGUUGCGGUGGAUAUGCGAGGCUACGGGGAGUCUGACCUGCCCUCCUCCACCGAGAGCUACAGACUGGACUACCUUGUCACCGAUAUCAAGGACAUUGUGGAGUAUCUGGGAUACAACAGAUGUUUUCUCGUGGGGCAUGACUGGGGUGGCAUCAUCGCAUGGCUCUGUGCAAUUCACUACCCUGAAAUGGUGACAAAACUCAUAGUGCUGAACAGCCCUCACCCCUGUGUGUUCACUGAUUAUGCCCUUCAUCACCCCAGUCAGAUGCUCAAGUCAAGCUACUACUUUUUUUUCCAGUUGCCAUAUUUCCCAGAGCUAAUGCUCUCCAUCAAUGAUUUCAAGGCGCUGAAGAGUCUGUUUACCAGCCGCAGCACAGGUAUCAGUUGUAAGGGACGCUGGCUCACCACAGAAGACCUCGAAGCAUACCUGCAUGCCCUCUCACAGCCAGGGGCCCUCACUGGGGCCAUCAACUACUUCAGAAAUGUCUUCAGUGUCCUCCCACUGAGUCAGAGUGAGGUGAAGUCUCCCGUAUUGCUGCUGUGGGGAGAGCGAGACGCCUUUCUGGAGCAGGACAUGGCCGAGGCUUGCCGCCUGUACAUCAGAAACCAUUUCCGCCUCAACAUCAUCUCUGGAGCCAGUCACUGGCUUCAACAAGAUCAGCCCGACAUCGUCAACACACUCAUAUGGACUUUCAUUAAGGAGGGAGAAGGCCGGAAAAACUACAGGAACUUAUAAUGGGGUCCUUCUCCCUCUGAGCUCACCUGAAGAGGGGACCAGGGAAAAAGAACAAAAGCACAUUUGAAUCGGAGGGGUUGCUUAGAGAGUAAAGCGUUUAAUCUAUUUUUCUCAAGUUUGCACAUGACAUUCGCCUUAAGGUUUCUUGGUGACAGUGUUUAAAAGUGUGUUGCAAAAUAUCUGUGAGUAAGUUGUAUUGUGUGGUGCCUUUCGACAUACCAUUUUGCAGCAUUAAAGAUGUGCCAUGUCUCUUUGAGACCGAGCUGUCGGUCGUUUGUAUCAUGGGAUUUGCUUCUCUCUGCACUCUCUGUAACACAAUCUUAUGGGAGUCCUAAACCCCUCCACCUCUCUUUCAGGUUGUGUGGUCUUAGUGGAAGCUAUUCUGUUUUGUAUCUGUUUAAACUUCUGAGAAUGUCAUUAUUUUGAUCGUUCUGUAUGAUAAAACAAAGUGAUGUUUCAAUAUUGUAAACUUUUUUGUAUCUAGUCCUAAACACUGCAUCAAAGACAGUAGAACCAGCUCUGCACCAUUUUGAUUUUCUAAGCAAAUAAAUAAUAGCGGAAAGUCA
Carassius carassius (crucian carp) is the source of this 2106-nucleotide messenger RNA. RefSeq names its product epoxide hydrolase 4 (gene ephx4). The record is from RefSeq and is a predicted model, not a curated record. The transcript has 7 exons. The coding region runs from base 428 to 1540 and encodes 370 amino acids. NCBI's taxonomy places the organism in Eukaryota, Metazoa, Chordata, Actinopteri, Cypriniformes, Cyprinidae. Gene Ontology annotation, molecular function: hydrolase activity.